AUGACUGCCUCAGAGGAGGAUAUUGAGAAGAAGGGCGUGACCGCCGUAGAGCCCGCUGGGGAUAGGUCUAUGCCGGCAUACGACGAUGUUGCGGUCGGCACUACCCAGAUCAGCCCUCUCAAGCGGAGUCUGCAGGGUCGUCAUAUGCAGAUGAUCGCUAUUGGUGGUUCCAUUGGUGCUGGUCUGUUUGUCGGUACUGGUAGUGCAUUGAGCGCGGGAGGUCCUGGAGCUUUGCUCGUCUGUUACUUGAUUGUCGGUGGCAUGCUUCUGCUCACGGUCCAGGCGCUGGGAGAGUUGGCUGUUGUAUAUCCUGAAAAUGGUGCUUUCUUCACUUACUGCGUUCGGUUCAUCAAUCCUGCUUGGGGUUUCGCUGUCGGCUGGGAUUAUGCUAUCAGUUGGCUCAUCAUCCUACCCUUCGAGAUCACUGCCGCUGGUAUCACCAUUCAAUAUUGGCGCGAUGACUUGAACGUCGGGAUAUGGAUCGCAGUCUUUUUGGUUAUCUUGUCCGCGAUUCAAUUCUUCGGCGUUCGUGGAUAUGGUGAAGUCGAAUUCGCACUCGGUAUGAUCAAAGUCAUCGCGGUCAUCGGCUUCAUCAUCCUCGGUAUCGUUAUCGACUGUGGCGGUGCCCCCAAGGGUGGAUAUAUUGGUGCCCAUUACUGGCAUGACCCCGGCGCGUUCACCGAUUUCAAGGGCUUCUGCUCGGUGUUCGUGACAGCUGCAUUCGCCUUCUCUGGUACUGAGCUGGCUGGUCUCGCUGCUGCUGAGGCCGCCAACCCCGCCAAGUCUGUGCCCAAAGCCACCAAGCAGGUCUUCUGGCGUAUCAUGAUCUUCUAUGUCCUGGGAACAUUCAUUGUCGGCCUGAUCGUCCCUCACACUGCCGACUACCUGCUCAACUCCUCAGGUGCUAACACAAAGGCUUCUCCCUUCGUUGUCUCGAUCGCAAAUGCCGGUAUCAAAGGCCUACCAUCAGUGAUGAAUGUUGUUAUCACCAUCUCCGUCAUCAGUGUCGCCAACUCUGCCACCUAUGGAUCUAGCCGUACUCUCCAGGCCUUGGCUGCGCGUGGCAUGGCCCCCAAGUUCAUGGCGUACGUUGACAAGAAGGGUCGUCCCGUGUACUGCAUCCUUCUCCAAAUCGCCUUUGGUUUCCUUGCUUUCAUCAACGAGGCAUCGAGCACUGGCGGCAUCAUCUUCAACUGGCUUCUGGCUCUGUCCGGUACUAUUUCCUUCUUCGUCUGGGGAAGUAUCUGCCUUGCGCACGUUCGCUUCCGCGCCGGUUGGAAGCACCACGGUCGUGAAGUCAGCGAGCUUGCCUUUGCCGCUCCGUUCGGCGUAAUUGGAAGUUGGAUUGGCUUUGGUCUGAACGUGAUGUGUCUGGUCGCUGAGUUCUAUGUAUCGGUUGCUCCCAAGGAUGCGGAGGUCUUCUUUGAGAACUACCUCGCAGGCGUGCUGAUCAUUGCCCUGUUCAUUGUCUGGGUGAUCUAUACCAAGUUCAACAAAGAUCCCAAGCUUGACCGGGGUGCUUGGUUCGUGAAGGUGCAAGACAUGGAUGUCUUUAGUAACAUGCGUGACACUGCAUUGGACGUUGACCUCCCCCCAAGGUUGUGUACCACACUUGGGGAGAGUGGUUCAAGGCGGCACCCAUGA
Molecule: messenger RNA, 1644 nt
Organism: Penicillium subrubescens
Lineage: Eukaryota; Fungi; Ascomycota; Eurotiomycetes; Eurotiales; Aspergillaceae
Product: amino-acid permease
Exons: 5
Coding region: 1-1644 (547 amino acids)
Biological process (GO): amino acid transmembrane transport
Cellular component (GO): membrane
Molecular function (GO): amino acid transmembrane transporter activity
Source: RefSeq, a predicted model, not a curated record